AUGGAUAAGAACACUUUGGAAAAGUCAACUGAAGUGGAAAAAGCUAAUGAUGGCAAUGAAUCCAACAGUGGUGCUAAUUCAUCGGAUGAAAAUGAAAUCAUAAUUCCAGAAAUGACAAUAAUAACUGAGGAAAACUUACCACAAAUUCCCACAAACAGGACAAUUGAACUGAAUGAGGUAGUUGAUCUGCCAAGCAGGCAGAAUCAGAAUUCUCCUGAAUCAGGCAAACAAACUGAAUUUGAUACCGUUUCUGAAGCAUGUAAUCAAGAUAAUUCAAGGGAGGCAUCAAAUGCAGUAAUUUGCGAGAAAUCUGCUACCAAUAAUUCUGCUUCUACAAUGAUUUCUGAAUCGCUUUCCUGUGAAAUUCCAUCUGAACAGACAUUAUCUAAAUCUUUUUCUAAAGUUUCAAAUGAAACCACUUCUGAUCAAUUAGAUUACACAAACAUCUCAAACGAUACUUUAAUUCAAUCUUCUUCUGCUGAGACUCUUCAAACUGAACUAAUUCACAAUCCUUCGCAGAAUAUUGAACCAAAAUCACCGAUAAUAACUACACAACCAUUUACCUCCGUAAUUACUGCAAAAAGUGCAGCGUUUCAGGAAGAAGAAGUUAAAGACACUUCUUCAUCUGUCAUUGAGGAUACAAAUAGUUUAGUUUCAGAAAAUAAUACCAAAAAUUUUCCUAUAAAAGCCAAUACUACUCCUGUAAGCACUGAACUUGCAAUUAACGCUAACAUAAGUGAAGUUCAACAACUUCUGCAGCACCAAUCACUUCCUCCGAUGACCAUCUCAGAAUCAUCCAAAACAUCACCAACUUCAUCUGAAACUUCAGAAUUUGAAUUAGCGCAAACUUGUGCAACAAUACCUGAAUCAUUGGAUAAUCUUCAAACAAAAACAUCGAUUCCAAGCAAAAACUCUGCCGCAAUUAAUUUUGAAGUGAUUCCCGGUGGCAUAGGAGCGGGAACACCGGAAAUUCCAAAAUUUGUGGAUCCUAAUGUUAUGGAAAAAGAUAAUAGUAGAAAUGAAUUAUAUGCUGAAGUGGUUGUAAUAAAUGAUGAUGAUGAUGAUGAUGAUGAUGAGCGAAGAAGGGCAGAGAAUGAAAUAGUUUCGAAAGAGCAGCAACCCAACGAAACGGUUGAAGUGAAUUCGAUGACAGGAAGUGAAGUGAAAAAAGUGGAAGGCACAGAAGUAGCAUCGGACACGGUUCUCGAAGAAAGGCAGAAUUCUGUCGGGGAGACGUCAUAUAAAGUGGAUAAAGCUAAACCAGCAACAAUGCAGUUUGAAACUCCUCGUAAGCCAGCACCAAGCGUAGAUUCACGGACAAUUACACGUCCAUCAAAAAUACGAACUCAACAAUUACCAGAAGCAACGGUCACGCCGUUUUCAAAAACUGAAUCAGAAUCUGCAACUGCAGAUAUGCUUACUGCUAAUACUGGGCAAUCGCUUCCUCCACCAGCUGUAAGCGGUGCUCCAAGUUAUGUUUCAUCACAACCGCCACAAAUAUUAGGGCAACAAUCAUCGAUUGCAUCACGAUCACAACAAGGUUUACCACCAAAUUCAGUGCAACAACAAGUUGCAGCAUCGAAGCCUAUUCUUCAGCAAGCAACCGCACCCAAAAUUAUUCCUCAAUCAGAGCAUCAACAACAACCUUUUGCCACAACGACUCCAAUGAGGGGUGUAACUCACCCAGUAGUGAUACCACCAAAUAUCACACCCUCUGUUCCAGUUAUUAGCACAAAUCCUACUGUCGUUUCUAAUGCUCCAGUUGCUGCACAGGGUCCUCAUAAUCCGGAAAAUUCUCAAAGGGAAGAACGAAAAUCAUUACAGCGUGUAAGGCAGCGGACUGUAACGGUGCAAAGCCAAAUAAGUCUCGACAUAACAGCUGCAUACAAUGAAGUGAAACAGAAUGCCUGUCUUAUGUUUACUUUUGGUUCAUUUAUAUUUCCUCGCAAUAUGUGGAGACAGGAUGAAUGGAUGAACUCAGAUGACCCUGCUACUGAACUUGUACGACGUGUGCAAGCGAUUGUUGCUACAAGAGAGAAAGAAUGGAGUGCUAAAAAUGAAAAGUUAACUCAACUGCUUGCACACGAACAAAAGCGUAAUGAACCACUGGAACAAAAAGCUGCCGAACGAUUAUUAGCUAUGGCUGAGUAUGAAAAAUUAGUGCAAGAAUUUGUGGAAGAAUUAAGGAAGAAAAAUUCUGAUGAGAAAAAUUGCUUAGGUGAAUCAAAAUCAGUGGGUAGACCAGGACCAGAAAGGAAUUUAUCGCCGGAUGAUGUUACUCAGUUACUUAAAGAACGAGAUCAAUUAGCAGAGGAAGUGAAUUCAUUAGAAACAAGUUACGGUGAACUUUUCAGACGUUAUGAAAAAUUGCGACAAACAAGUGUUGAAAUUAAACGAAAUGAAGAUAGUGUUAAAAGCGCAUCUGAAGAAAUGGCAAGGAGAUAUUCACUUCUUGUUGAGAAAUUUGAAAUGCUUCGACGAAAUGCUGAGGAACAGUUGGAUCUCGCAAAUAACGAAAUAGAAAGACUGAUAAAACAGCAUGAGGCAGAUACACUUGGUUUGCGUUUGAAAGUGAAACAUCAGGAAUCAAAGAUCGACAGUUUAACUGUGAGUCUGGAAGCUAGACAGAAAGAGCUGGAAAGUAUGACAGCAAUAUUUGAAGAAGUAAUUACGAAGGCGGAAGCAAAUGAUGCUGCGUGCGAUGCUUGA
Molecule: messenger RNA, 2709 nt
Organism: Acanthocheilonema viteae
Lineage: Eukaryota; Metazoa; Nematoda; Chromadorea; Rhabditida; Onchocercidae
Source: the annotation of a GenBank genome assembly